AUUGACUACCAUAAAAGUUACAACAACAACAAAUAGAACGGAACGAGGGAAAACAACCCAACGCAAUUAUGUAUAGAUACGAUUGAAGUUGAAGUGAACAAACGCCGUAGAAGGAACCGGGCCUAGUGCAACGUUGUGGCCAGGGGCUGCAAACUACGCACUGUUUUGGGCGGUCAGACGACCAGCGACCCAGCGGCAGCGGCGACGGCGGCCGACGACGACGACAAUUAGCCACGCCUUUGGAGCAAAGCAGUGAUGCCAGCUAUGGCCGGCGACAUGUCCAUUGGCUGCGCCGCACUCAAACGAUCCACGAAACUGAAGAGCUGCACAAGCGGCGCCGACACAGACUCGAUGCACUUACCCAACGAUCGCAAGCAAAAUGGCACUAAUAUGGGCCUGCUAAUUAAGCCACCAAGUGCACCGCAGAAUAUGCGCGGCGGCCUUCGCGUCUAUAAAGUUGUCAUCUUGGGCGACGGCGGUGUCGGCAAGUCCGCUGUUACUCUGCAGUUCGUCAGUCACAGUUUCUUGGACUACCAUGACCCCACAAUUGAGGACUCGUACCAGCAACAGGCGGUGAUUGACAAUGAGGCCGCUCUGCUGGACAUACUCGACACUGCUGGUCAGGUUGAGUUUACGGCCAUGCGGGACCAAUAUAUGCGCUGCGGUGAAGGUUUCAUAAUAUGCUAUUCGGUGACCGAUCGUCACAGCUUUCAGGAGGCAUCCGAAUAUCGAAAACUGAUCACACGCGUACGCCUGUCCGAGGACAUACCGCUGGUGUUGAUAGCCAACAAGGUGGAUUUGGAAUCUCAGCGACGUGUCACCACCGAGGAGGGCAAAAAUUUGGCCAAUCAAUUUGGCUGCCCCUUCUUCGAGACAUCGGCGGCCCUGCGUCACUACAUCGACGAGGCGUUCUAUACGCUGGUGCGCGAGAUACGCCGCAAGGAGCUGCAAAAGGCGCUGGGCACGGACAACAACUCCGAGAAGAUACAUACACGACAUCGUAGCCGCUGGUGGCGCAUACGUUCCAUAUUCGCAUUGGUCUUUCGGCGUAGACGCAACCUAAACUGAAGCCUGCAAAUUCCUCGGUUCGCAUGCGCAACUAAGUGCAAUAUUAAUUAAUGCGUUAAACUACGUAUAUAUAUAAAUAUAUAUAUAUUUAUUUGGCUAUAUAUAUAUAUAUACGGUUUGCACACCGAUCGUAUAUAUAUAUAUAUGUAUCUGUAUAUGUUAUGUGUUGACACACCUAGACGUCUAAUCAUUUAAUGAAAAAUGAAUUUAUCAAAUGCGAAACUAUUGUAAUCGUUCAGGCCAAUGGCAACAGCUAAGCGACAUUGUCAGAGCUUCAACUUUUGUUGUUUGUUUCCAUAUAUUCCUUAAAUUAUUUAAAACUGUUUUCAUUUGUUAACUAUGCCACAUUGUAUUUGUUGUAUCUGUAUUGUUAAGGUGCUAGACGCCAGGCAGCGCGACGCACAGUGGUACGAAAGAGAGUAUAUGAAAGAGAUAUAUAUAUAUAAAUAUAUAGUUAUGUAUAUCAAUAUGUUUAAGCACGAAUCCAAAAGAUACAUAUUAUAGCAAAUGCACAUACGUAUAUAUAUAGUAAAUAAUAAGAAUGUUGAUUCCUAACGCAAACCAAUUGGCAAAGGCAAAGCAAAGGCAAAUGCAAAAGAAAAAACGACAACAAUCAAACCGAAAGAAAUGCAUUUAAAAUUACAACUUUAACUGAAAUGAAACCAAAUGAAAAUUAAUAAUAAUAGAAAAGAUAUGUAAUCAAAAUAUGAAACGAAACUGAGUCCUAGUUGAAGCCAACAGAGCAAGCUAUAGAAACAUAUAUGUAUAUGUAUGUAUAUAAAUAUGGACAAUGGUCAAGUGUACAUCAUAGAGAGCUUUAAAACUGUCCAACAAGAGCGAGGAAUAAUGUAUUAUGUGCAUGUAUUAUUAUUAUAAUUAUAAUUAUUCUGGCAGGCGCAACGCAGCACGCACAUUAAACUAAUCGAAUAAAUGUUGAAUUUAAACGUAUGUAUACUAAAGACAUCAAACGA
Drosophila virilis is the source of this 2039-nucleotide messenger RNA. It is a transcript of the gene Ric, whose product is annotated as Ras-related protein interacting with calmodulin. Gene Ontology annotation, molecular function: GDP binding; GTP binding; GTPase activity. Gene Ontology annotation, biological process: Ras protein signal transduction. The record is from RefSeq and is a predicted model, not a curated record. Lineage: Eukaryota; Metazoa; Arthropoda; Insecta; Diptera; Drosophilidae. Gene Ontology annotation, cellular component: plasma membrane.